AUGGCAUCUCAGGACAGAGACAGAGACAGAUCGACUCGAAGAAUGAGCAGGAGACGAAGAGAUUCAAGACGGGAGUCCCGCGGCAUGUCGCUUGAUGUGCCGGAGCGCUUCAAGGAUGGCGAUGAUGCUCAGGAAGAUGUUACGGCGCCAAAGCGAAAUAACACCAUGUCGAUGAAUCAAUCCCUAUUCUCCAUGAUAGCUCGCGCAGGGCAGCAGUCGCAAACAGACCUCGGCACGAUGCAGGAAGCUGACUCCGGUGAUAGCGAAGAUGAAGGCAAGCGGCAGGCAUCGUACCAUGGUCUGGACAGCGCUGCCAGAUUGAGUCGCUUAAGCUCUGCAAAUGACUUUCACAUCUCGACAGAGGAGCCUCACGACAAGAAUGUGGCAAAAGGAAAGCACAGGCGGACACUGUCCGAAAACAAGCUCUUACGCUCGCUCCCCAGGCUGAAGGUGUCGAGCCGGAAAGAAGGACGCCCAGAAGGCCCACGAGCCCAUCCAAUGUCUUCGUCGCAAUUUCUACCACCCAAACCAUCGCUCAGUCAAUCUACAGCAGCCUUGAAGAAAUGGCAGCCCAAAGGCAAGGACAAGGACAUGGAAAAGGAUAAAGUCGAUAUCACAAUGGGUGAGGAAACACAUGCUGAAAGAGCAUCCAAUACUGGACGGAAGAGCAGAAAUGGAAGCAUGGCCGGCGUGGAUAACAGCCAACAACCUGUGACGCUUGCGAAAAGGAUCCAGCAAAUAUUUGAAUUCGAGCAGGUUGAGGAGGUCAUAUCCGAAUACCCAUGCUGGUUACUUCAAAGUAUCCUAUUACAGGGUUACAUGUACAUCACACAGAAGCACAUAUGCUUUUAUGCAUACCUACCCAAGAAGCAUCAUGAUGUCACCAAAACAGGUUAUCUCUUCAAGCGUGGCCGAUCGAAGCUGAACAGAUACUGGUUCGUCUUGCGUGGCGACGUACUCGCAUAUUACACCAACCCAGCAGAACUCUACUUUCCGAGAAAUCGCAUCAAUCUCCAGUACGCCCUGACUGCCGAAGUACUUGAAAGUACGAAAAAAGGCGAAGAAGAGACUAGUUUUGCAAUCACAACAGACGAAAGAAGAUAUGUUUUCAAAGCAGACAGUGCUGCGAGUGCGAAGGAAUGGACCAGAUCGAUUCAGAAGGUCAUUUUCCGAACUCAUAACGACGGGAACAGUGUAAAGAUAUCGCUCCCGAUCCAAAAUGUUCUGGAGAUUGAAGAGAGCUCGAUACUGGACCUUGCAAAUACCGUCAAGGUCCGUGUAAUAGACAACGACGAGACGUUUGCCAUAGACGAGUAUUUCUUCUCGUUUUUCAACAACGGCCAAGAUGCGCUCAAUGUGCUCCGCAUCAUGAUCAAUGACAACGAGCAUCAUCAGCCUACCCCGGAUGCUGGUGAACUCGAGAAUCAACCCGCUUCUCAUCGUGGCUCCGUAACAUCUCCAACAGAUGCUAGUGAGAUGCCCCAAAUCCGCGAAAAUGUGCGGGCUACUUUAUCACCAUUGCCUCCGCAACAAAGCUUCAGUGGUGACCCACGUAGCACGCAACACAAGCACUAUUCGGAAGACGAUUCGCCUCAGUCCCCCAGAGCAGCGGAUUCUGAGUCGGCGACGCUCUCAUUCGAACCAGGCACAGAAUCAUCAACCGCAAUCCAAUCGAUAGAUGAAAGCAAUGCUUCCGCAUCUCAAAUACUCGACCGCUCCGAUCUUUUCCGUGGACCCACAAACCUACCCGUCGAUAACGCACCACUGAGUAAACUCGAUCUACAACAUAGGGACUCACAAGAAACAACACGGUCAGCUCAAGCAAAGACUACAAAUGUCACAAAACGUUCCAAACAGUCCGCAGCCAUAACGGGUACGCCUGACUUUGAAGAUGACACGGACGCUAGUCAAGCAAAUCCUCGCAUGUCAGGAUCAUCUUCGGCCUUACAGGAUAUUGCCUCCUAUCCACUCCAGAAAGCAUCGGGAUUAGCUGGAUUCUUGAGGACUCGAUCGAAGAAGAUGGGUACUCUGUUAGCAAGCGAGUCGAUGGGUUACUACGAAAAAGUAUCCGGCAUGCUUGCGGGCGGACGAAAGCACUACAACACCGCUGAAGGCUUGGAGACUGGGGAUCAAAUUCAUGGAUUCGAGGACGAUGAGGAUGCAGCCAAGGCCGUAGAGAAUUUCCGCGACCAUUUCGCCUUUCCCGAAACCGAGAUUUUGCAGUCUUCUUUCUUCGCAUCCUUGCAGCGAGUGUUGCCAAACUACGGCAAAAUCUACAUAAGCGGGAGAUAUUUUUGUUUCCGCAGUUUGAUGCCAACGUCAAAGACCAAGGUCAUACUCCCUAUGCGAGAUAUCGAAAAUGUGAACAAAGAAAAAGGAUUCCGAAUCGGUUAUCAUGGUCUCGCCGUUGUCAUCAAAGGUCACGAAGAGCUCUUUUUCGAAUUCUCAAAGGCGGAGUAUCGGGACGAGUGUGCCAUCACAGUGCUUCGUAUAUUGGAGAAUACGAAGUAUCUCGAGGAUGAGGAUUCGUCUUCUUCGGGUGUGGAUAGUGGAGACGAGGCGGCCAAAGCAGAACAUGACUUGCUCCAGCAGGCGCGCGAGCACACGGAUACUGGCAAGCAAGCUAAUGUAUCGGAGAUCGUCCGUGCUGCGGACCACGACAGGAUACCCCUCAUAUUCGACGACCCACUCGCUUCGUUUGUGGACUUCAAACCUCCAGAGCCGUUGAACAUUGUUUGCCUUACCAUUGGAUCCCGAGGAGAUGUACAGCCGUACAUAGCAUUAUGCAAAGAGCUCCUGAAGGAGGGGCAUAAGCCGCGCAUUGCGACACACGCCGAGUUUGAGCCUUGGGUGCGCAAACACGGUAUCGACUUCGCCGUUGUUGAUGGAAACCCAGCUGAACUGAUGCGCAUCUGUGUCGAACAUGGCAUGUUUACGUAUGGGUUCAUGAAGGAGGCCAAUUCCAAGUUCCGUGGAUGGCUGGAUGACGUGUGUAGUUCUUCGUGGCGGGCUUGCCAGGGUGCAGAUGUGCUCAUUGAGAGUCCUAGCACCAUGGCGGGAAUUCACAUAGCUGAAGCUUUGGAGAUUCCAUACUUUCGGGCUUUCACGAUGCCUUGGACACGUACUCGAGCCUACCCCCAUGCCUUUUCUGUGUUGGAGAAGAAGAUGGGUGGAGGAUACAACAGUCUGACAUAUAUCACCUUCGAUACUAUAUUCUGGACUGCAAUUUCUGGUCAGAUCAACAAGUGGCGUCGCCGAGAAUUGGGACUUCAAGGAACCACGCAGCAUAAGAUGCAGGCGAGUCUACGACCGUUCCUGUACAACUUCAGCCCCCAUGUGGUGCCACCGCCCCUCGACUGGCCGGAUUGGGUUCGUGUCACUGGCUAUUGGUUUCUGGAUGAGAGCGACUCAUACGACCCUCCCACCGAAUUAUUGGCAUUCAUGGAAAAGGCACGCGCAGAUGGCAAAAAGCUGGUCUACGUUGGGUUCGGCUCCAUUGUCAUCGACGACCCCGCAGCACUUACUAGGACUGUCGUAGACUCUGUGUUGAAGGCAGACGUACGCUGUGUGCUAUCUAAAGGCUGGUCUGAUCGUUUGGAGACCAAAGACGCUUCAAAGCCGGAGAUUCCCCUUCCACCUGAGAUCUUUCAGAUUCAGGCCGCACCGCACGACUGGUUGUUUAAACAGAUGGACGCUGCUGUGCACCAUGGUGGCUCCGGCACUACAGGAGCAAGCUUGCGAGCUGGAAUCCCUACCAUUAUUAAGCCUUUCUUUGGCGACCAAUUUUUCUUUGCGCAGCGUGUGGAAGACAUGGGUGUUGGAGUAUGGCUGAAGAAGGUCAAUACGAGUGUUUUCAGUCGUGCACUGUGGGAAGUCACCAACAGCCAGCGCAUGAUCAUGAAGGCAAAAGUGCUUGGACAGAAGAUCAGAAAGGACAAUGGCACGCAAGUUGCGAUCCAGACCAUCUACCGAGAACUAGAUCGCGCUCGCACGCUCAUCAAGAAGCAGACGAAACAGGAUGACGACAACAGUGAGGAGUUUGAAGAGGACUGGACAAUCAUUGAAGAAGGCGAGGAGAUGGACGGAGCUCAUCCCUUUGCAAUGCAGCAGCCAUUGGUGGGGAUCAACCAGGACGCAUCUCAGAUGGGUGCUGGUUCUUUGGUUCUGGGCAGUAUGGUGUUGAAGGGCGCAGCUGCGCAGAAGCAGGCACCACCAGAAGUCGCGCGUCGGGAUUGA
Molecule: messenger RNA, 4236 nt
Organism: Bipolaris victoriae FI3
Lineage: Eukaryota; Fungi; Ascomycota; Dothideomycetes; Pleosporales; Pleosporaceae
Product: glycosyltransferase family 1 protein
Exons: 5
Coding region: 1-4236 (1411 amino acids)
Biological process (GO): carbohydrate metabolic process
Molecular function (GO): UDP-glycosyltransferase activity; hexosyltransferase activity
Source: RefSeq, a predicted model, not a curated record